Molecule: messenger RNA, 364 nt
Organism: Oncorhynchus gorbuscha (pink salmon)
Lineage: Eukaryota; Metazoa; Chordata; Actinopteri; Salmoniformes; Salmonidae
Product: HMG box-containing protein 4-like
Exons: 3
Coding region: 2-340 (112 amino acids)
Source: RefSeq, a predicted model, not a curated record
UAUGAAGGGCAUGGGGCUGGGAGCAGGGCUGGUGUCCCCCAACCGGGUGUCUGUGGGUGUGUCCCUGUCACCAGCACGGGUCCCUGAUGUCGACCCCAUCGAUGCGGCCGCCCACCUGCAACUACUGGGAGAGUCCCUGUCCCUCAUCGGCCACCGAUUACAGGAGACAGAGGGGAUGGUGGCGGUGUCAGGCAGUCUCUCUGUACUGCUGGACUCCAUCUUGUGUGCCCUGGGACCCCUGACCUGCCUCACAGCACAGAUCCCCCAGCUCAACGGAUGUCCCCGCCAAGUCUUGUCCAACACAUUGGACAACAUUGCCUACAUCAUGCCAGGGCUGUGAAGCCAACAUAAACAUUCCUUUCCG